Molecule: messenger RNA, 2361 nt
Organism: Thyridium curvatum
Lineage: Eukaryota; Fungi; Ascomycota; Sordariomycetes; Thyridiales; Thyridiaceae
Exons: 1
Coding region: 1-2361 (786 amino acids)
Molecular function (GO): protein binding
Source: RefSeq, a predicted model, not a curated record
AUGACCACUCAUAGCCCGAAUCGCAGCUUGCCGCGUUUGGCUGCUCAUCACGCUUCACAACACAGUGCCGCUUCUGUCCAUACCCUUGCCGAGCGUACGGGGUCCGCCGCGGACAAUAAUUACUCUAAGUCCUCGACCUCGAGCGAUGCGCCGGACGAACGCGACGACAAGCCCGGGCUGUCCCCGGGCUCGAACCUGGUCGCCCGUCUCGCCGAUGUCCCUAUACGACAACACGGUCGGCAGAGCUCCGUCCUCGUCGAGCCGCUCCUGAUAUACUCGCACAAGGCCGAGACGCAUCGAAGCCGCAUGCGACACCACCAGAGCCUGACCAGGCAGGCGCGUCUCGAGGCGAUCCGUCAGGCCCAGCUGAAGCCGCUGCCCGACUGGCGAGUGAUUCUCCGGAACCUGACGGCUUGGACGCCCGAUGCGACUCCCCCAGACGGUGCGAAGGCAGACGUGAGCCCGGCGGAAGUGUACCGCCGAGAUGCAGUCAAGGUCGUCGUUCCCGAGACUGCGGUCGCGGAGCUCCUCGGCGGCGUGGACCACAACCUCUGGGACAUUCGCAAGCGAACCGGCUGCGAGCUCAAGCUGUAUCGCUGUAUCGAGCAAGACGGCUCUUCAGCACUGCUCCUCUCUGGAACCGAUCGAGCCAUUGCUCGGGCAGUGACCGAGUUACUGCGACAUACAAAAGGGGCGGCGGUGACGCCGUCGGAUGGACUCGCAUUGUCUAAUCAGGACGGGAAGGCGGAUUCGAAGUCUGACAAGUCUACAUCGGCAAUCAUCUCCACCGAGAUAGACCGAAAAGCAGAGUUCGAACCAUAUCUCCUCACACGGAGCGCAAACGACAUCCCGAAGCCGGCAGUCUGGACCAAGGAAUCUUUCCUCGGUUACGUCGCCGCCUUGGUCAAGGGUCAACUGGCGCCUGAGCUCGCAGCCAAGGUCUACCCAGGAGGCGCCACACACGACGACACCGUCAUAGCACUGCUCCACGGGGUUUUCAACGAAGAGGGCACGCGCUCGGCCCUUUCGACAUCGGCAUUCAAGAUGGCCCUGGCCUUCAUGGCGCAGAGGGGCCAUCGGCAUCGCCCAGACGCCCGCGCGCUGUACGUGCGCAUGGAGAUGUUCGGCCUGCCCAUGGACGUCGAGACGUACAACAUCCUGCUCGCGUCGACGGCCAAGGUCAGGGACCUGCGCAACUUUGACAGCACGCUCCGCCUGAUGAACGGCCGCGGCUUCGCGCCGGACCUGACUACCUGGAUCCUGUUCAUGCGCGUCAUGGAGAGCGAGGAGGUCAAGCGCUACAUCAUCCACUCGAUGAGCUCCAAGGGCCUGCUCGACGCGCCCGCCGCCGUCCGCCUCGUGGCCAAGGAGAUGGUGGCCUUUGACAUCGACCGCGCCGUGCAGCAGAACAUGGACGUGCCGGCCUUCCUCGCCGAGCAGGAGUCCCGCUACGGGCCCGCCUGGCUCAGCCGCGACGCCGGCAACAAGGUCCUCGAGGUCCUCGGCCGCUACGGCAGGUUCGACGACUGCUCCGCCUUCCUCGACGUCAUGGCCCGCGCCGGGCCGGCCGCCGGCCCGGACGUCGUCUCCUUCAACACGGUCCUCACGCACUGCAAGGUCCAGCACAAGCUCGGCACCGCCAUCUGCACCCUCCGCCAGAUGGAGCGCCUCGCCGCCGCCGCAGCCCAGCAGCCGCGGCGGACCGCCAAGAAGAGGAAGCCUCUCGCGCCCGACGCGACGACGUACCACCUGCUCUUCGAGCUCGCCUGGCGCCGUCGCAUGGUCUCCCUCGUCGGCGCCAUCUGGCGCUACGCCUCCCUCGCCCGCGCCACGAGCUUCCGCAUGCGCCGCCGGGCCGCAGCCGCCCUCUCCUCCUCCUCGUCACCGGCGGCCACCGGUAGGAUGAUCACGGCACGAGCCAUCCUCGACGACGAGGCCCGCGCCGACGGCGAGAGCGCCCGCCUCCUCGCUGCCGCUGCCGCCGGCGGAGGCGGAGGCGCAGCCAAGGGCAACAGCAGCAGGAAGAACAAGAGGGGCCCGUCGUGGAGCCGGCUCGGCGCCGCGGCGAGCCGGUACUACGCCGAGCGGUACGCCGGGUGGGAGCCCGCGGUGCCGCUGGGCGAGGUACUCGCCGAGGCCCUGGCGCGCGACGGCGACUACCUGCGCGCCGUCAAGAAAGCUGCCGCUGCUGCCGCCGCCGCCGAGGGCGAGGGCGCCGAUGCCACAGCUGCUGCUGCUGCUACAGCUGCAUUGGUGCGGGAGCCCAUGUCCAUCCCUCUGAGAGAGGUCCGGGGGAGCGAUGACGGCGGUGAGAAUGGCGGUAAUGGCACGGAGGAGCUGACUCGGAGGAUCUAUUUCUGA